Gossypium raimondii (Peruvian cotton) is the source of this 545-nucleotide messenger RNA. Its product is annotated as protein transport protein Sec61 subunit gamma. The transcript is spliced from 3 exons. Lineage: Eukaryota; Viridiplantae; Streptophyta; Magnoliopsida; Malvales; Malvaceae. Gene Ontology annotation, cellular component: membrane; Ssh1 translocon complex. The record is from RefSeq and is a predicted model, not a curated record. The coding region runs from base 79 to 288 and encodes 69 amino acids. Gene Ontology annotation, molecular function: transmembrane protein transporter activity. Gene Ontology annotation, biological process: post-translational protein targeting to membrane, translocation; protein targeting.
AAGAGGUUCACAGAUCUAAAGAAAAAAAAAUCAAACCUUUUUCAUCGUAGAGCAAAGCUAAACCAGAAGAAAGGGGAAAUGGACGCAAUUGACUCAGUUUUCGAUCCACUGAGAGAGUUUGCUAAGGACAGUGUUCGUCUCGUCAAGAGAUGCCACAAGCCCGAUCGCAAAGAAUUUACCAAGGUUGCGUUACGAACAGCGGUCGGAUUCGUUGUUAUGGGGUUCGUAGGAUUUUUCGUCAAGCUCAUCUUUAUCCCUAUUAACAACAUUAUUGUUGGAUCCGGUUAGGCCUUGUCAACGUUUGCUGAAAACCGGUAGAAUGUUUAAGUUGAGAGGUACGUCAUGAGUUUAUGAAGUAAUUCCAAUUUAGACUUGGGUUUGUCUUUAAAUUCAGUUUUGUUGAAAAAGGGUUCAAUUUUGGUGUUUGUAAUAGAAUCUUGUUGAAGCUAGUUCAAUCUUUUGACUUGAUACAAACAAAGGCAAUAUGUGUAGAUUGUGGUACGCAUUUAUUUUAUACCAAGUUCAAACACAUUUCGCACAGCAAA